Rhododendron vialii is the source of this 681-nucleotide messenger RNA. Its product is annotated as ubiquitin-related modifier 1 homolog 1. Gene Ontology annotation, cellular component: cytoplasm; nucleus. Gene Ontology annotation, biological process: tRNA thio-modification; protein urmylation. The transcript is spliced from 4 exons. Gene Ontology annotation, molecular function: protein tag activity. Lineage: Eukaryota; Viridiplantae; Streptophyta; Magnoliopsida; Ericales; Ericaceae. The record is from RefSeq and is a predicted model, not a curated record. Bases 120 to 422 code for a protein of 100 amino acids.
UUUAGCCAAAACACCCAAAAAUCAAUUACCGUUCUCUGCUGUUAUAUUUUUCCAAAGUUCUCUCUCUCUCUCUCUAGGGUUCGAAAAUUAUCUCCACGAAUUCCCUUAGAUCAGUGGAUAUGCAAUUGACCCUUGAAUUCGGUGGUGGAUUGGAACUCCUCUGUGAUUCUGUCAAGAUCCAUAACGUCAAUGUUGAUCCGCCACAAGAUGGAGAAGAUAAGUUUACCAUGAAAAGUUUGCUUGCUUGGGUUCGUACCAAUCUGAUCAAGGAGAGGCCUGAAAUGUUCAUGAAAGGAGACUCCGUGAGACCUGGUGUUCUAGUCCUUGUGAAUGAUUGUGAUUGGGAACUAAGCGGCCAACUUGAUACAACGCUAGAAGAGAAGGAUGUGGUGGUAUUCAUUUCAACCUUGCACGGUGGAUAGUGGGAAUGACUCUUGACGUAGUCCGCUUAUUGCUAGGUGAUUAUUGUGGUUUUGACAUACGCCUGGUUUGCAAAUUCAUCCUUUAUGAUGUUAAGCCGAAAAAUUUGAGAGGGGAAGUACGGCGUGAUAUUUGAUAUUUCUGCACUUGGAUAUUUUUGUACUAGUCGUCAACGGUGAUAUGGGAUGAAAUCCGUUGGUAACUCUACUGUAAUGGUGUUAUAUCGGGCAUUUCAAUUGCUAUUUCAGGGAACGUUUCACA